UGCACUUCCCAGGCUCUCUCUGCCUCUUCCUGUCCCUCUCUCUUCCCCUUCUUUUCUCCUUGGCCGGUCUGGCGGCACAGGCAAGUUGACAGCUUCACUAUGGAUCCCAAGGAGGCCGGCAGGAGUGAGAAAGAGAAGGAGAAAGAGAAGGAGAAAGUGAUAAAGAGGAGGAACCGGCCUGUGUUUCUGCGGUACCUGGAGAGGAGGAAGACGGACACUAUUGUAGCAGAUGACACGGCCAAAGGAGACAUCAACCUGGGGACACUGGUGAGGAGGAGUCAGUCGGACAAGACGGAGUACAGCGCCAAACUUAAAGAGAAAAUGACACCGCACGACCUGUCCUCCCCCUCCUCUCCGGCCUUGGACCCUGAGGAGAUUCGUUUGAGGAAGAUGAGCCGUAGGGCAAAGGUCAUUCAGGAGUUGGUGCAAACGGAAAGGGACUACCUCACAGACCUGGAGCUGUGCAUCAGAGAAGUGGUCCAGCCUCUUCGAAACAUACAGGUGGUAGAUGUGGACCGCCUGUUCACCAACAUGGAGACAGUGUGUGAAGUGUCAGCAGCACUCCUUCACAGAUUGCAGGAGGCCACAGCUGAACCCGAUCCAGAGGCACUUGUCAUUGGAGAUGUAUUCAUCCAGGCCAAGGCAGCUUUGGAGGAUGUCUAUAAGAUUUAUUGCUACCAUCACGAUGAUGCCAACUUAUUGCUCAAAUCCUAUGAGAAAGAGGAAGAAAUAAAGCAGCAUUUUAAGACGUGUGUGUUAGCUCUGAAGAGAAUUUAUGACCAAGAAGGGAAACCCAAUUUGCUGGACAUGGGUUCACUUCUCAUCAAGCCGGUCCAGAGGAUCAUGAAGUACCCUUUGCUGCUUGGGGAACUGUGGCAGGCCACACCUGAUGAUCAUACUGACAGUCAGCCCCUACAAGAGGCGUUCACUGCCGCCAAGAUAAUCAAUGUUAACAUCAACGAAUUCAAGAGACGGAAGGAUAUUGUAAUGAAAUAUAAGAGAUCAGAAGAUGAAGGCACACUGAGGGGCAAACUGAACAAGUUCAACAUCCACUCCAUCCGGAAGAAAGGUGACAGGUUCGCUGGCUAUCUUAAGAUCUUAACUGGAGUCGAACCGCAGGUGAGAGAUGAGGCAUUUGACAAAGAGGAGAAGCUGUUUAGGAGUCUGGAGAAGGCUGUUCGACAGCUGGUCAAGAAUGUCCAAUUUUACCUGCAGCACACCCAGGAGAUGGUGUCAGUGGCUGUGCAAAGUGUGCAGGACAUGGAGAACAUCAUCAAGGAUCCAAACAAAAUUGACACAAAUGGCUCACUGCACAGUAAUGGCAAUGACCCAUACAAGCACUUUAAAGACCGCAUGGAGCGCUUGGUCUUCGCCCCCCUCUGCUCCCUGCAGGGCAUGUUUGCUGCCCCGCAGAAGCUCAUCCAGAAACGUUAUGAUAAACUACUGGAUUACUGCAGUCGUCUGGAACGCUCCUCCUCCGUUUCUUCCUUGUCCACCUCCUCUUCCUCUCCCUCACUGGUGUCAGAUGACCAGGGGAUGGCCAGGAGGGACUAUGAAGCUCUCAAUGCCCAACUAGUGGAGGAGUUACAGAGGUUCAACAUGGCUGCCUAUACCAUCCUGACCAAUUGUGUUGUGUAUCUAGUGGCACUUCUCAAAGGAUUGAUGGGUGAAGCCCUACAUAGAGCUCCAUCUAUACAGCAGCUACCGGCUCCACUGUCAAACAUCAAUGAAGUGCAGAACAGCAUCAUGGAUGAGCUGAACAAUCUGGCAUUUGUCAGAGACAACACACAGAAGCUAAUGGAGCGCAAAGUCAGCUUUGAGAGACAACGAGACAAAAAAAUGAUGGUGCCAGAGGUGCAGCAUCAGACUGAGGAGGAGCGAGCCUGGCUGUUGGCAGAAUACCCGGCCAGUCGUCUGUACCUGCUGAAGAGGAAGUGUAAUGGCUGCCAGGAGCAGGACCUCAGCCUGCUGGAGGGAGAGCUGGUGGCCCUGCUGGAGGACAGCGACCCGCUGGGCAGCAGCAGCCGCUGGCUGGUCCACACUGGAGGUACCCAGGGCUACGUCUACUCCACAUUCCUGAAGCAGUACAACCCCCUGAGGGACUUGCACCUGGCAGGGCAUGCCUCUGCUGAGCAGCAGCAGCAGCAGCCUGUCAUGGUGGAUGAGGACUUCGACAACCUCAGCCUGUUUGUGUCGGGCAGCGGCAGCAGCAGCCUGCGCAGCUUCAGCCUCAACACCACUGACAGCCCCUCAACCCCCUCUGGUCUACAGGGGGAGCUAGAGAGCUCCCAGGAGAUGGAUGACACACUGGACACAGAAGCUCAGCAGUUUUACGCUGUGUAUGCAUUUCAAGCUCGUUGUGAGCAGGAGCUGACCUUACAAGAGUACCAGCAUGUACGCAUCCUCCAGUUCAGUGAUCUGGGAGGCAACAAGGACUGGUGGUUAGCUGAGGCUAAUGGACAGAAGGGCUACGUCCCUGCCAACUACCUUGGCAGGAUGUCCUAUGCAUGA
This is a messenger RNA of Myripristis murdjan (pinecone soldierfish), 2511 nucleotides long. RefSeq names its product Rho guanine nucleotide exchange factor (GEF) 38 (gene arhgef38). Gene Ontology annotation, molecular function: guanyl-nucleotide exchange factor activity; protein binding. Gene Ontology annotation, biological process: intracellular signal transduction. The transcript has 14 exons. The record is from RefSeq and is a predicted model, not a curated record. NCBI's taxonomy places the organism in Eukaryota, Metazoa, Chordata, Actinopteri, Holocentriformes, Holocentridae. Gene Ontology annotation, cellular component: cytoplasm. The coding region runs from base 100 to 2511 and encodes 803 amino acids.